GCAUUGCUUGUUUACAACUUACAACAAAUUGAUAAAAAUUUAAUUGCGUAAAAACACAAAACAAAUCGACACUCUUAUCAUUAGUCCUUUCACAUGCACCGUUUUUAAAUAAAACCUGUAAAGCUUGAUAAAAACUAGAUUCUUUCAUAAUAUAGAAUAGGGAAAAAAUGUUACGAAAUUCCGUGAGAUUCUUGAGAACACGCAGUCAAUGCGGUCGAAAAAGUGCAACGUCUUUUUACAGAUAUGCGGAAAGCAGGCAUUUCAGUGGAUUUCAACCUAUAAUUUCUAGUACAAAUGUGGGCAUUGGAUCACCUCUUGUCAACAAUUGUUUUUGCCGCAAUAUGUUCAUACAAACUCAAGACACACCUAAUCCUAAUAGCUUGAAGUUCCUGCCUGGUACUAAAGUCCUGGAACAAGGGCAAACCAUGGAUUUCCCUAACAUAGGAGCAGCACAAUGUAGUCCUCUAGCAAAAAUGCUAUUCCGCAUUGAAGGGGUAAAGGCUAUAUUCUUUGGUCCGGAGUUUGUGACUGUCACAAAACAGGAUGAUGAUGUGGAGUGGAAGAUAUUGAAACCUGAAAUUUUCGCAACAAUCAUGGAUUUCUUUGCAAGCGGUCUGCCGGUUGUGACUGACGCGAAACCUUCAGGAGAAACACAAAUCAAUGAGGAUGAUGACGAGAUAGUGCAGAUGAUAAAAGAAUUACUUGACACUCGCAUCAGACCAACAGUCCAAGAGGAUGGUGGUGAUGUUUUGUUUGUAGACUUUAAAGACGGGAUAUUAAGGCUCAAAAUGCAAGGAUCCUGUUCUUCCUGCCCAAGCUCAAUUGUGACUUUGAAGAAUGGUGUCCAGAAUAUGAUGCAAUUCUACAUACCGGAAGUACUGGCUGUUGAACAAAUCGACGACGAAGGCGAGAAGUUAAGCGAAAAAAUAUUUAGAGAAUUUGAACAAUUAAAAAACAAAGAAAAGAAAACUGAAUAAAAAUGUUAACUGUAAGUAGGUAGAUAUAGAAUUGUAUAUAUUGCAUAGUAUAAUGUUAUACGAAGUUCACAAUUACAUAUUAUGGGUUAAAGUAAAUUAUGCACGAAUGUUUGAAUUCUUUUGUUAACAUAAAAAAAUAGAUUUGUUUUAAAGAAUGAUCAAAAUAAUUCAGAACUUCAAAGAAUAUUUUAACAGAAACAUUGAAUUAUAGAUCUUUAUUUUAAUUUGGCUGUAUCUGCUUCUUUAUUUAUAAAGAUAGUUAUAAAUAAAUUGUUUUGUUAAUCAA
Amyelois transitella is the source of this 1263-nucleotide messenger RNA. Its product is annotated as NFU1 iron-sulfur cluster scaffold homolog, mitochondrial-like. The record is from RefSeq and is a predicted model, not a curated record. The transcript is spliced from 5 exons. Gene Ontology annotation, cellular component: mitochondrion. Gene Ontology annotation, biological process: iron-sulfur cluster assembly. Lineage: Eukaryota; Metazoa; Arthropoda; Insecta; Lepidoptera; Pyralidae. Bases 168 to 977 code for a protein of 269 amino acids. Gene Ontology annotation, molecular function: iron-sulfur cluster binding; iron ion binding.